Messenger RNA from Phanerochaete carnosa HHB-10118-sp, 567 nucleotides. RefSeq lists its product as uncharacterized. The transcript is spliced from 3 exons. Lineage: Eukaryota; Fungi; Basidiomycota; Agaricomycetes; Polyporales; Phanerochaetaceae. The record is from RefSeq and is a predicted model, not a curated record. The annotation marks the transcript as partial.
UCGCAGAGAAGUAUCACGGUAGCUGCUGCCAACUAUCCAGGCGGUAUUCGAUGCUACACUAAGACUCCUGGGGGAGAGGUUCGCGAGGCCUCUCUCGAGUUCUCGGACUAUGUCCUGUCCAAGGCAAUGGGAAAUGGGACAUCAGAUGUCCUCGCCUCCGGUGCUGGCUGGAAGUCGAGCACAUCGCCCUUCAAGUGCCACCCGCAGAGCGCUCUUUGCACUGUUUCUUGGGACGAGAAGGGCCAGUCUGUCUUCUAUCAGGACGAGGCUGGUACACUACGCGAGCAAAGAUCUACGGAAAGCAAGGGCUGGAAGCAGACUGAUCUCAACCAAAAGAAUAUCAAACUUGGCAGCAAGAUCGCGGCCGUUUCCUCGCCAAAACAGGCGAAGGUCAUACUCUUCUACCAGAACGUGCAUGACAACAUUUGCGCUCUGUGCGUAUCACGAGCAGUCCUGUGGGAAUAUUGCUUGACAUUAGCUCAGAACCUGCGAGAAUGGCCGUUGGAAGGAUUCUAUUGCGCUGCCCUGCGAUGCGGCCUAUGCCUACACCGGCAUUGGCGCCGCUGA